AUGGCUGAUAAUAAACAAAAUGAAAGUACAGAUGAACUGAACCCAUCAGCAGCCGAAUUAGAGAAAGAAACAAUGCUAGUUCGAGUUCAAUUGGUCGAACAACAACAACAAGCAAGAACUUGCACAGAUCCACAACAGCAAGCAAUUUGUGCUACUGCUGUUGUAAGAACAGCCCAUGACCUGCUAGACACCGAAAAAGAAUGGAAAGAUAAACGAGAAGAAGAAGAGUAA
Molecule: messenger RNA, 231 nt
Organism: Adineta steineri
Lineage: Eukaryota; Metazoa; Rotifera; Eurotatoria; Adinetida; Adinetidae
Source: the annotation of a GenBank genome assembly